Messenger RNA from Paramecium sonneborni, 8592 nucleotides. The record is from the annotation of a GenBank genome assembly. NCBI's taxonomy places the organism in Eukaryota, Ciliophora, Oligohymenophorea, Peniculida, Parameciidae.
AUGAAAAUAACUUCUAGUUUUUAUUUAAUAUUUCUAGCUGUUGAAUUAUCAAUAUGUUGGAUAAUAAAUAAUCUGUCUACAUAUCAUCCACUUGCUGUCAUAGAAAUAAUUAAUGAUGAAUAAUUUGAGAUACUUUAAAAUGGAUUUGGAAUUUGGAGCAAAUAUUAGCCACUAAGUAACUUCGAAUAAAUUGGGGAAAUUGGAUAAUUAGAUAGUUAUUGUUUUCAUCUGUUUAGAAUAGAAGAUAGAAUAACUAAUGAAUUGCAUUUUGUAUACUAUGAAUGCAUUACUUUUGAAACUAAAACGAUCAAGAAAUAUUUUUAAUUUUUAAGUCAUGAUGGAAGUAAUUUUAAAGAAGAAAUAUUAAUCAAUGAUUCAAUUUAUGAAUCUACCUGGUAUUUUGGGGGAAUAUUAUAGAUUUCUUCAGAAAACUUAAUUUUUAUUCCUAUAUAUAAAGAAAAGAAUUAGAUUUUUUUAAAAUUAAUCACAUCAGGGUUUUUAUCUAAUGAAAAUAAUUAUAAUUUAAUUAUUGGAGGAGACUUUUAAGUAAAUAGGGACUCAUAACUUUAUACUUUUGAAAAUAGAUUUCUUUCAUCUUUUCCUGGAUAAAUUAUUUAUAUUGAGGAUGGCUACUUUUUUUAAACUGAUUAUUACUUUGAGAUGAUUGAAUAAUUGUAAAUUAAUGCCUGUUCUUGUAAAAGUAAUUUGAUAAGUCUGAUAAAUGAUCUUAAAAUUGAAAAAUAAGAUUAAUAUGAGUUUAUCUCCGAGAAACCUAAUUGUUAAUAAUUUAUAUUAUCAGUUUGGAUUAAAAUUCAUGAAAUACAUUUAAUUGAAAAUGAAUUUUAUUAUUAAUUAAUGAGGUUAUCAGGAAAUUUUUAGGAUCCAUAAAUGGUUGAUGCAAAUUUGUGUGCAUUUUAAUUAUUUUACAAAAUAUCUUAAUUGGAAAACCAAAUAAUUAUAACAACUUAUAGCUAUACUUUUCCAUCAAUCAAUAUUGAUUUUUCAAAUAAUCCUUUUUUAAAGACCUAAACACUCAAUAUCGAUUGGGAUAUUUAAUAAUUAUGGCAUUAUAUUCUUGUAGAAAAAAAAGAAAGCUCAAUUUAGAUGUAAGUAAUAUUUUAUAAGGGUGUAAAUCAAAAAGAAUUUAAUCUAAGCUUUGAAGUUAUGUAAUUUAAUAAUGUGCAAUUUAAAUUGUUAAUUGGGAAUAUUUUUUAAUCCGAAAAAAACUUUUUGGAGGUUUAAGUUGUUGGGAUAGAAUUUAUAAAUUGCCCAGAUGACAAUAAAUAGAAAAUAGGUUGCCAUCCUACUUGCAAAGAAUGUGAUGGUCCAACAAAAAAUGAUUGUUUAUCUUGUUUUGAAUCAAAAAACAGAAAAUAUUUAGAAGAUUUUAAGGAAUGUGUUUGUUGGUACGGAACCAUAGAUUAAGAUUAUUAAUGUAAUAAUUAUUAAGCUUUACAAUAUACUUUAAUGAAAGAGGAACUUAUAAAUGAACAAUGCAAAUAUGGUUUUUUUGAAUAUGAUGCAAAUUGCUAUUAAUGGUAUUAUUUAUAAUUAUGAACAAAGUCCUUCAAUAAUUAAUGCUAAUUUCAUCACUUGUUUGGAAUGUAUAUAAGAUCCUAAAAAAUGGGCUUAGAAACUUAUUUGUUAGACUACAUUAAUAAUAGAUAAAAAUGGAAAUGCAGUCUAAUAUUUAUAAAAUGUUCAAUAAAAAUAUUAUUUGAUAGGCAAUGAUUUAUUAUACUGUCCACAUUGUGAUUUAAUAGGUCCAUUUUAAAGUGAGAUUGAAUCUAUUUAAGAAUUUAAUUCUUAUUGUAAAUCAUCACAGUCAAUACAUGAUGUAUGUUAUUUUUGUGGAUAUGAUUGUGGUGAAUUUAAAGCAUCACCAAUACAUUCGUCUACUAUGAUAAAAACCGAUUUUCAAACAUAAGCCCCAUGGUUUUACAAUUAGAAAAUAUGCGAUCCUCCAAAUUUUAUAGAUUUUACAGAAAAAUGUGUUGAUUGUAAAAUAAAAAAUUGUUUAUAUUGUUUCAAUUAUUUAGAAAGCGAUCCUACAAAAACUACAUUAGGUUUUUAAGAAUAAUACUCUCUUAUUGAUGAAGAAAUUAAGGUAGGAUGUGCUUAAUGUAUAGAAGGAUUUAUUUACGAAUUCUAAACAGGAAAAUGCAUUAACUAGCGACCAUCUUAAGAAAAUUGUCUUCGAUCCUAUAUUAAUCUGAAAAAUUAAGAAAUUUGCACAUUAUCAGCAAUAGAUGAUUUUAAUAUUGCUUUUGAAAUCAUAAACUGUUAAAGCUACAUUUUAUAUUGUCAACAAUGUAUCAAAACCAUUUAUUCAACACUUAAAUGUUUAAUUUGUGAGGAUAAUUUUUAUACAUCUUCAAAAACAGGGGUCUGUUAAAAAUGCAAUCUUCCUUACACAAAAAAAUGUUUUUUUGACAACUAUUUAGAUCCAUGGAAAUGGUAAGUUCAAGGUUUUACUAUUUAAUUUUUGCCUAAUCGACCUAUUUUUACAAAGAGUGUAAUUAGACCACAUGUUAUAGCUACUGAAUGCAUUGAAGGGUAUUAAAUAUUAUUCGAGAGUUGUUAAAAAUAUUGUGAUUAAGAUUGUGUUGUUUGCAAAAGCUUUCAAAACUAAAGAUUUGAUUGCUCCAAAUGCUCUUUGAACUAUUAUAAGGAAAGAAUAAUUAGUGUGGAUAAUGGAAAAUGCAUUCAAUGUCCUUAAUUAUGUCAAAUUUGCUAAAAUAGAUCAAUUUAAGAAAUAAAGGUAAAAAUCUUUAUAAAAUUAGGAACUUAAUCCAUAUUUUAUUAUAACUCCUGAAAAUCUCAUAUACACAUAAAAAUGCAUUUAAAAGAUCCCAUUAGAAUUAGUCCAUUUAGAUUCAAACUAAUUAGUUGCUUAAUAUUGUUUUGAAAAUAAUUGCAACUAUUAUUUAGAAUAUUAAUAUGUAUUAUAUUUAUUUUAUUUAGAAUCUUACUGAUUGUAAUCAUCUAGAUGAUAUCAAUUUCUAUUUAAAAAAUUACUUUUAAUAUUUAUAUCCUAAUGAAAUAGGCCUCUAAAAGAUUAAAUUAAUAGUCUAAGUAACCGAAUACUGCUUAUUUUAUUACACAAAAAUCUAUAUUGAGAAUUACUUUAAAGAACUAAUAUUUUCUAUAAAAUAAUCAAGUUUGAAGUUUUAAAAUUUCAAUUAUCCUUUAAUUAUGAGAUUACCAUUCUGGUUGUAAAUUUCAAAAUUUGAUUCAAUCAUUCUAAGUCAACUUUAAUUUAGUAUAUCUUCUGAGUUAACCUUAAUUUUCGGAAAUAAUAAUUCAUCAAUUGAUUUAAAGAUCCUUGAUACAGUAUUUUAUUCAUCUUUAAAUACUCCAGCAUAAAUAUAGAUUCAAGCAGAUAAAUUACUGAAUUUGCAUCUAUAAAAUAUCUCUAUUUUGAAUAUAAACAUAGAAAAUUCAUUAAUUUUUAAUAUUAAUUUUUCAGAUUACGGUUAGGAUUUCAUAAUUACCAAUUUUCUACUUCGAAAUUGUAUAUUAACUAAUUCAACGUUGUUUAAUUUUUAAAAUUCUUUGAAAAGCAUUACAAUCGAAAAUAUUAUAAUUGAUUCUUGUAAAUUUUAUAAUUCAGCUUUUGCAAACUUUAAUCAAAAGGAAUUUUCUAAAACUUUAUUUAAUGAAGUUUCAAUAAUCAACUCAUUAUUUUAAAAUUCUAACUUUAUAUGCAGUUUCGAGAAAAUGAGUCUUAAUAUUAGUAAUAUUUCUAUUUAAAAGAAUCAAAUUCUAAAUACUAAUUUCAUCAUUUUUAAUUCUAACCUUUAUUGUAAUAAUAUUUUUUUAAAGGAUAAUAACUUAAUUUGGUUUAAAUUUAUAUCAUAAAGCUAAUCACUAACCUAAGAUUAAGAAAUUUUAAUUAAUAAUAUACAAAUUUCUGGAAAUACUGUAAACCAUUUUUUUAUUUAUAUUACAGAAUAAAAGUAAACACUCUCUCAACGGAUAAUCUAAUUAAUAAACUUUUAUUUUGAAGAAAAUAUUAUUUCUUGCAGUUAAGAAUAGUAUUUACUCAUAAUUAAUUGUUUUAACUUAACUAUGUAAAAUAUCUUUCUAAGAAAUACAACAAAUUUUGAAUUCAUAUCUAUAUUUGCUACUCCUUUUAUAAAUAUUAUAAACAUAAUUUACGAGAAUCAAAUCCAAAAACUAAAAGUAAGAAUAUAACCUGAUUGUUUUGAAAAUUGUAUUCCUCACUCUUCAUUACUAUUUAUUUCUGGAUUUGCUAAUAUAACAUUAAAUUAAAUUUAGAUUAUUAAUUCAUUUAGUAUUGAUAAAUCUAUAAUUUCAAUUUAAUCAAAUCCAUUGAUAUUAUUGACUAAAUAAAAAGAAUAUAUUAAAAUUAAAGAUAUGCUAAUAAAUGGAAAUAUAUUAAUAAAAUUAAAUUAAGGAACUAUUAUUUCCUUGAUAGAAGUAACUUCUACAAAAUUUUAAAUUAUAGAAAUAGAAAAUCUAAACUUUUUUGAAAAUGUUUUUCACUAAUAUUAUGAAGAUCUCUCUGAAACCUUUGCCAGUCUUUUGUAUGUAGAUUCAGGACCAAGUUUUAUUGUAAUUAAAAACAUUAAUUGCUCUAAUAAUUCUAUAACAAAUUCUUCUUCAGGGUAUAUAUCAAUUUUCUCAAAUGAAAUAUAAAUUGAAAAUUUUUAAGCAAUUUAUCAUAAUUAUAUCGAUUAAAAAUUUUGGAUUCAAUAUUAUGAAAUUUAAAUAAUGGGAAAUUUUAAUCAAAAAGAAAUUUCUUAUAUAAUCUCUAAAAUUUAUUAAUUUGAGAAUAUAAGAGGUUCUUUAUAAAUAUUAGCUAACAAAUUUACAUUGUAUUAUGGGUCUUUUAGUUAUAUAUAAGCAAAAGGAAGUUCAAUUUUUAAUAUCAACCUCCUAAGAUAAGGAAUAGUAAUUAUAUCAAACUGUAGUAUUACUCAUGUUUAUAAUUCAUAUAUAUCAAAUUUUCAAAAUGAUGGUGUAAUUACAAUUAAUGCCAAAAAAAGUUAAUUUACACUUUAUCUUUAAAAUCUCACUUUAAAGGAUGUUAUAAAUAAGCUUUCCUCUUCCAUAUUGACAAUAUACCCAUCACCCUCUUAAAAUAUUAUCCAUUUAAAAAAUAUCUUUGUAAAAAACUGUUUUUCGCUUAUCAAUUAGAUACUCAAUUUUGAAUUUGAUUUAAAAAAUGCUCAAAAAAACAUUGUAAAAAUAGAAAAUUUUAGAAUUUUUUAGCUCGAAAAUGCCCUUUAAAUUUUUCUUUAAUCUGUUGGAAAACUUAAUCAAAUUGAUUUGUAAAAAAUGAUAAACAAUAAUGCCAUCAUGAACUUUUUAGGAUGUUCUUUAACUUUAAAUGAAAUUCAAAUGGAUGGAAUAAUAAUGUCAUCUGUUUUAAAAAUUACAGAUUCAGAAAAAUUAUCUAUAAGGAAUCUCCUAUUUAUUAAUAUUUUAACUUUUUAUCCCCUGCAUUUAAUUGAGAUGUAAUAAAGCAAUAUUGUGUAAUCAAAGAUGUAUUUAAAUAAUAUAAAAAUCUAAAAUCUUAAUGAUUUCUAAUUCACUAAUUAUGAUUACUAUUAUUUUAAUUAUAAUCAUAUUGAUGUAAAUCUAGAUUAAUGUAGCUUAAUAAGUAAUUAUCUAGAUGAAUAAAUUCAAAAAAAUGAGCUUGUUUAAACUUUUUUUGAAGAAAUUCGUUCUAAUUCAAACCAGAAUGGAUCCUUAAUCAAAGUAAAAAGUUUGACAAAUUAAACUAUUGUUUCUUUUAAUAAGAUUUUUAUUUUGAAUAACAACUGCUAAUAUUGUUAUGAAGGUUUAUUAUUUUUUGACAUAAGCGCUUUUAAAAAAAUAUAAAUCUCUGAACUAUUUUGCAUAAAGAACUUUAUCAAUAAUUAUGGUUGUAUUUUGGCGAAAUCAAAUAGAAAAAUUGAGUCUAAAAUAUAAAUAGAUUAUUCAAGCUUUAUAUCUAACAAUGGUAGAUAAGGAUCUGGUCUGUUUAUCUAAAAUUUAAAAGUUAAAUUAUCAAAUUCUAAAAUUAUUAAUAAUACUGCUAGUUCUAUUGGAGGUGGUUUUUAUUUUGAAGAAGGUUCUGAAAGAUUUACUAUUUAAUCUAGCAUAAUUUGUAAUAACAAAGCAGCCUUAGCAGGAGGCAUAUAUUUAAAUGGAAAUAGCAGUUUGAGUUAAAAUAAUUUCAUCUAGUCAUUUCUCUUAUUUAAUGAAGCUUAAUUAUCCUCAGAUAAUCUAAAUGAAUUACCAACACGAUUGAUAUUAUAAAUAAAUUUACAAGAAAUGUUUUCAUAAGAACAUUAAAUUGAAUAAAACCCCUAUUAGAUUUUAAAAUUAAGACCCUUUUAUAUCAUAUCUUAAGGAAGUGUCAUAUAAUCUAAUUUUUUACUUAUUCCUAGCGGGUAAUAGAUAUAGAAUUAUCAACUUUAUAAUUCUAAGCUUUAGAAAUAUUAAUCUUAUCUAGAUGAAUUCACUAUAAUGUUAAAAAAUAGUAUGAAUGAAAAAUUAAUUACCUUUGAUAAUUCAACCUGCAAAAUAUAUUAAUAAAUUUUUGAUAUUCAAUCAUCAAAAGUAAUUGAAUUAACAUAAAUUUCAAUAAUUCAUUUUAAUUAAGAUACAAAAAGUUUUAAUUUAAGUUCAUUAGAAUUUAAUUUAGAUCCAUAUUUGCAGGAUAACAAAAUAUACGAAAUAUUAAUUUAUUGUAAUACACAAUAUUAGUAAGAGAGCUUAGCCUAUAGAAUAAGAGUUAAUAGUUUCUUAUGUUAAUUAGGAGAAUUUUACAUUUUUUCUGGUUGUUAAAGAUGUAAAUCUGAAUAAGGAUUUUAUUCUGUGACAUAUAAUACUACAAAAUGUUCAAUUUUUGAUAAAAAUAAAUUUGAAGCUAUUACAUCGAAUAGAAUUUAAUUAAAACCUGGAUUUUGGAGACCAAAUUAAAUUUCUGACUUUGUAGAAUAUUGCUAUAAAAAUCCAAUUAAUUGUCUAGGAGGAUGGAAUGUAGGUAAUGAUCUCUGUUCAAUUGGACAUUUAGGAGGAUAUUGUGAAGAAUGUGAUAGAUUUAAUAUAAGAGGAGAUGGAAAAUUCUUUAAAAAUUAAUAAUAAGUGGAUUGUUAAUAAUGUCAAGAGCUUUCUUCAAGACUUUUAACUUUUUUUCUUUUAUCAAUUUGGUAUAUUUUUAUUAAAUUUAUGAUAGGGCUGUUGUUUCCACUCUUUUAACAAUCAAAAGUAUUGAAAAAUCAAAUUAACUCUUUACAUAACUUAAAAUUAGAUAAAAUUUUACAGAAAUUUUGUUCAAACUCAAUUAAGGUAAAGUGAUAUAAAUAUUUUAGAUCAUGAAAGUAUCUUACUGAAAUUAUUUUUAAAUUAUUUAUGGGUAUUUUCUCUCAUAUUUACAUUUAAUAUUAACUUUUCAUUUUAAUUAAACUUUAUCAAACAGUCUAAUGAUACUUCUUAUUUUAUGGCUAACUAUUUUGAAUGUUUUUUAGCAGAAAUUUCAGUGAUGGAAUUAAUGUACAGUAGAAUUUUAGUAAUGCUGGGAUUGAUGAUCAGCUAAAUAGUAAUUAUAUUUAUCGGAUUUUAAAUAAUAUCAUUAUUUAAAAAAUCUAAAUUCCAUAGCAGAAUUAUUACAAUUGCUUGUCUUUAUUUAUAUAUCUAAAAUUAUGCCUCAUUGAUCAAUCAGUAAAAUUUAUAAUUAUAUUUAGAUUUUUUUUAAUUUUAGCAGUUAGGAAGAUAUCAAAUUUAAGUUAUAUAUCUGGAGAUGUAUCCUUGAUUUAUGGUUCAUAAAAUCAUAUUACAUGGAUUUAUGCAUUUGCAAUACCUGGAUCUAUAUUAGUAGGAUUAAUAUUACCAGUAUCCUUAUUUUUAAUUUUGUACAUCAAUCAAGAUAAGCAUAAUAAAAUAAGUUUUAGAAGACAUAUUGGCUAUUUAUUUAAUGAAUAUACUAAAAAGAACUAUUUUUGGGAAAUGAUUAAAUUGUGGAAGAAAACCAUUAUUAUUAUUAUUCUAAUAUAUUUUGAAAGCGACAUCUUUUUGAAAGCUUCAAUAUUAGGGCUUUGUUUAUUGGUUUACUAGUUAACUGCUCAAUACUAUAAACCCUACAUACUAACUAAAUUUAAUAUUUAUGAUAUCUAAAGUGGUCAGUUAUGUUCAAUUGCAUUAUUUUUAGCAGUUGUAAAAUACACUUGCAAAUAAUAAGGAUAAUCAAAUCUUGAAAUAAUCAUUCAAACAAUUAUCAUUUUAAAUGGUGUAAUUUUGAGUUACCCAUUUAUUGUUAAUAUUCUGAGAGUCUAUUAUUCAAAAUAUAGGUUGCCAAUUUUAUCACUUUUAUUAUAUGCAUUUUAAAUUUUGAGACCUAAUUUUAUAUUUACAAAGUUUUUAAAAAAAAAGUUAGAUUUCCUAAGAUAGAAAGAAGAUAAAGUUAAAACUAAUAUCAAAAAUUUGAAAAAAGUCUUAUUUUAAAGAAACCUAGAAAACUUAAGGUAAUUUUAUUAUUUAAAUAUAAGCGUGAAAAAUAGUUGCUUACAGAGAGCUAAAUCACAGGCAAAUUCACUCAAAAUUACAAUAGCCUCCAAUUUAUUAAAAGAUAAUUAAUGA